AUGUCAUCAGAAUUAAGGAACGCUUCGAAGACAUUGCUAAAGCUUCUGAAGAAAAGAAUAAUAUGUACCCUAAACCAUCGCCGAUGUCACUCAUCUUUCCCUACAGCAGUUGAAACUGCUGAAAAAUUGGUUCAGCCAAGGUCCAAAGCUACAUUCAAUGACCCCUUUUCCAUUGUAAGUCAUGAGAUGUCAAAUUUGGCGAAGAAUAUUGCUAGUCUUAUUGGUUCUGGACACCCUACGUUAAACCGAGUCUCAUCGUACUAUUUCGAAGCCGAGGGAAAGAACGUUCGUCCAUUGAUUGUGUUAUUGCUAUCCAAAGCAUUGCUGAAGAUUCCAAUAGAAGAAAGAAAUCGGAUCCCAAUCGACAAGCUGGACGUAUCAGACCAGCCUCAGUACAAGGGCACUCCACAGGCUACAUCUAUCGCUGGGAAUUCCGUUGAUGACUCGAUCUCUCCAUUGCAGAUCUUACAUGGAAUCAACCCAAGGGUCAUCUUAGACCCGUUAUCUAAGCCAAUGGAUAAAUUACCACAAUUUGACUCAGUGAACGGUAUUUUGCCCAAGCAGCGUCGUUUGGCGGAAAUUGUCGAGAUGAUCCACACUGCAUCCUUGUUACACGACGACGUUAUCGAUCUCUCUGACUCCAGAAGAGGCAGACCAACGGGGAAUAUUGCUUUUACCAAUAAGAUGGCCGUCUUAGCGGGUGAUUUCCUUUUGGGUAGAGCAUCUGUUGCAAUCGCUAGAUUGAGAAACCCAGAAGUUAUUGAAUUACUCUCAACUACAAUUGCUAAUUUGGUAGAAGGAGAAUUUAUGCAAUUGAAGAACACAGUCUUAAGCAACAAUGAGUCCACCAUAUCAAACGAUGGAGAAACCAAAACUAUUCCACUGGCAACCGGUAAGGUUCCAAUACAAGAUGAUGGGUUCUCAGUGGAUGUAGACCAUCAAACUAAUGUAGACGCAGCAUUCGAGUACUAUUUACAUAAAACUUACUUGAAAACCGCCUCGUUGAUGUCUAAACUGUCGAGGGCAGCGGCUGUCUUAAGUGGGAGUCAAGAUGUAGUUAUCGAAAACUGCUAUGAAUUUGGAAGAAAUUUAGGACUUUGUUUUCAAAUCGUAGAUGAUAUGUUGGACUACACUUCCAGUGAUUUAGCAAUUGGAAAGCCAAGUCAAGCAGACUUGAAAUUGGGAUUAGCCACGGCUCCAAUUUUGUUUGCCUGGAAGGAGAAGCCAGAGUUGGGAGAAUUGAUUGGAAGAAAGUUUAAGAAUCCUGGAGACAUUGAGGUUGCAAGAUCUGCAGUAGAUGAAUUCCAGGGUGUAGAAAAGACUAGAUUAAUGGCCGAAGGGUACUGCUUAAAGGCCUUAGAGAAUUUACGAGUAUUGCCAGAAAGUGAUGCCAGAAGUGCCUUAGAAUUGUUAACCAAUUCCGUGUUAACCAGAACUAAGUAG
This is a messenger RNA of Dujonia railenensis, 1443 nucleotides long. NCBI's taxonomy places the organism in Eukaryota, Fungi, Ascomycota, Pichiomycetes, Serinales, Debaryomycetaceae. The record is from the annotation of a GenBank genome assembly.